Messenger RNA from Myotis brandtii (Brandt's bat), 601 nucleotides. It is a transcript of the gene MRLN, whose product is annotated as myoregulin. The coding region runs from base 296 to 535 and encodes 79 amino acids. The record is from RefSeq and is a predicted model, not a curated record. NCBI's taxonomy places the organism in Eukaryota, Metazoa, Chordata, Mammalia, Chiroptera, Vespertilionidae. The transcript has 4 exons.
AGCAACCCGGACAAGUGCCCUGACCAGGAAUCCAACCAGCAACCUUUUGGUGUACGGGACGACAUCCAUCCAACCGAGCCACUCCAGGCAGGACAAGGCAGCAGUAUUUCAUAUACCUCCCUCCAAAAUGAGAGACAGCUCUAGGCCAGUUAUUAAUAACAGCCCAGUGAUUCUCCUGAUCCACCUAAGAGCAUAUGGUGUUUUUCACAAAAGAGAGCGAUCAUCUCCUCAACUUUGGACUUCGCUCCCUAACCCCUGAACAGAUCCAAGGUUGCUAAGAGACCACCUGUGCUGAAUGCACUUUGUUCUAGCAAGAGCAGACAGAGAGGAAACCAAAGAGCUGUGUUAUCUGCCACAACCUGGAAUUGAGUCAGGAAGCAGGAUCAUUCUGGAUAUGACAUCUAGAAACUGGAUAUUAAUUUCUACUACUACCCCCACAAGUCUGGAAGAUGAAAUUGUGGGAACAAUUCUAAAAAUUUUGUUUGUUAUCUUUGUUGACUUAAUGUCUAUUAUUUAUGUUGUUGUAACUUCUUAGAAAGUUGACUUCCCUUUAUAAGUAAAUUUCAUAUUGAAUUCCUGUGAAUAAAAAUUUGUAGUUUAA